GCGCGCUCCGGCCGCGUUCGAGGCGCGAUGCGCGAGCUGCCGGCGCCGCGGCCGCUCCCGCGAGGGGCGCGCUAACUGCACCGAUGCAGUGGCGAAAACUUACCAGGUUGAAGUCUUCGCCGGGCGGACAGUCGCGCGCUCGGAGGAUGCUCUGCUGCGGCCGCAGGAAGGAAAAUGGUCGCGCGGCGCCGGAUCUUACGGCGUCGCCGGGCCGAGCGCCGCCCGGCCCGCCGCAGCCGGCGCGGGCCAACCAUGCGCCGCCCUGCGUGCUGCAGCCAGACUUCCGGAAGGUAUCGGGCGUCAGCAAUGAAAUAUUCAGACAAAUUGAAAUGGUGGAGAAUGACCACGAUGCCACCACAGCCGCGGCGCUCGAGGCGGUGGAGCGACGGGGUGAGAUGAUAGUAAGAAUUCUGGAACUGAGACAAGUUGGCAGAAACAAUAUAGAAGCCGCCAAGAAAUUCUUUGCUCUACAGGAUGCCCGCCACAUAGUUCAACUAGUGGAAAUCGUCAAACGUCCCGGUCAAACCUUGGGCCUGUACAUCAGAGAAGGAGACGGCGGCGCGCGCACCGACGGCGUCUUCAUAUCGCGAAUAGCCCUCGAAUCAGCGGUGUAUAACAGCGGCUGUUUGAAGGUCGGAGACGAGAUCUUGGCUGUAAACCUGGUGGAUGUACGGAGAAUGUCUCUCGAUGACGUGGUCAUCAUCAUGUCAAUACCGCGCCGUUUGUUGCUGUGUACAAGACAAAGGAAAGGAAAAUCAGGCCCUGGCUCACCGUCGCUGCCGCGUACGGAACACAAGCCUCCGCCAGUUGUUGUGUUGAAGAGAGAUUGCCGAGACGAUGAUGACCGAGAUCGUGACCGAUUGGACGGGCUGUAUUCACAACAUGGCACUCUACGUUCGACGGGAGCACCAGGCAGCACCGUGCGACCGGUCGGCGACGGCAGAGAAGAGAGGAGUCGUAUGCAGCUCGGAGCUCUGUCGCCGGACUCCACUCCUCUAGACCUUUACUACAACUCUAGACCACCUUCAGACCACUCCACUUGGAGCUAUAGACCGCCGCCGCCAGUGAUAACGGAGCAACCAAAAUCACAAGCUACACAUUUCGUGCCGUACGAACGUUCAUAUCCCAACACAUUAGAGAGUUUAGCAGAAAAAGUGCACUCUUUCUACCCAUCGGAAAGUGGAAGCUCUCGUUUUGGAGGUAGAGUACCACGGUCGGGAUCAGAACAACAACUACCAAGAGCUGAGACACAUUCUGAUUUUGGAAGACAUUCGUUACUGCGUUCUAGUUUGAAAGCCUCCACCGCGGGACCUGGUGCUGCUUCAAGUUUAACGAGAUACGGACAACGUUAUGGUGGAGUAGGUAUGCCAGGAUCUGGUCUACCAAGCAGCAGUCUCACCGCCACCGCCCUUGGAGGAGCAGGGCUUGGACAUGGAUUACCUUCAGGCUUAUCCAGUACUGGUCUCAGUGGCUUAACCGGUUCGAGUUUAGUGGGAUCAGGCUUAACGAGUUCGGGACUCGGCACAGGAUUAUCGGGAACUGGAUUGAGUUCUGCUCUUGGAGGAGGUUAUGGAACCACAGGUUUGGGAUUACCAUCAUACGGUAGCAAAUUCGGAACAACCAGAAGGAAUCGUAGCUUGGACUAUUCGUCUGACACAGAAGCGACUGCCCCAACUAGGACUCCCUAUUAUUCAGGACUAAGUGGAUACAGAAGUAGUACGUUAGGAAGAGAUAUUGGAUCGAAGUUUAACUCCUUACCACGAGACGUCAGAGGAACUGGUCAAAGACUGGGAUUAUCAAGACGAGCUGGGAGUGUGCUUCAAGAUGAGCCGGAACCUUUAUCUUCGCGGUUGGACUUACGCUCUUCUAGAGGUCGACUGCCCUCCUCUCCCUCAGUGUUCACCUCAGACGAGUACCGGGCGUGGCUCUCCCGCGCGCCCUCUACCAGCGCACUGUACGAGUCUCUUCGCCCAAGACUACCUACGCACUACUCUGCUGAGAAUAUACAUGAUGCUCUUAAAAAUAUGGAGAGCGGCAGUCGUUUUGGAUCAUCUCUUGGAUUGGCCAGUCGUCGCAUAGAAAGACCGCGUCACUUACCAGCGCGAUCGCUGUCAUCGCAACAGUUGGGGCCUACAGCGAGCGGUUCACCCUCGGCUCGCCGUGUUAGACAGCUGCUGGAACUGGGCUCCAAGUUUACUUGUCCUAACCCCAGUCCAGUGCCAACGCCAGGCUCGCGACAUCAACGCCAUCUGGACAUUAAUCCCAAUGAGUUCCUAAAAUACAAAGUGGAGAAGCCAGGAGCCGGAGGCUUAUCCACGUCGAUGACUGGGCUGUCCCGCAUCGCAGGCGGAGUAUCUGGCAUGCUUUGGGUGCACCUCCUCGCUGGUCGAGGAUUACGUCCCGCCCCCACGGGAUCCUCGCCGGGGUCCCCACCAUCGGGACCCUUAGCACCUCCGCAACCACCCGUAGCACCUCGCGAUCUAUAUUGUGUUCUGGAGUGCGAUCGAGUACAUAAAGCACGAACUGUGGUCCGUACCGGUGAACUUCAGUUCGACUGGGACGAGUCAUUUGAGCUGGAACUAGUGGACAACAGACAGUUGGACGUACUGGUGUACUCGUGGGACCCUCAACAUAGACACAAACUCUGUUUCCGAGGAGCCGUGACUCUUCCAGACUUGUUGUCGCGUUCUCCAUCACAUCAAUUAGCUAUAAAAAUGGAGCCCCGGGGCACGCUGUACAUGCGCGUUCGCCACACCGAGCCGCACGAGCUGUUCCGCCGAAGACCAGCAGCCCCGCGGCUCGCACCGCCGCCAUUGUUCGGAGCAGAGUUGGAGACAGUGGUGGCACGGGAGCUGAGACCGCCUCACGCUGCGCCGGUGCCACUCGUUGUUAGACGCUGUGUGGAAGAGAUUGAGAGACGCGGCUUAGAUAUAAUUGGUCUAUAUCGGUUAUGUGGCUCUGCAAACAAGAAACGUAUACUUCGAGAAGCAUUCGAACGUAACGCACGCGGGGUUGAGCUCACACCUGAUUCAGUUCCUGACAUCAACGUCAUAACCGGUGUUCUGAAAGACUACUUGACUGAACUACCUCAACCUUUGUUCAGCCGAUGCUUGUAUCAAAUGACUGUCGAUGCUCUUGGAGUAUGCCUGCCCGACGACAAAGAAGGCAAUGCACGACUCAUGGCUUCAAUAGUGGAGUGUUUGCCGCGUACUGCUAGAGCUACGCUGGUCUUUCUUCUUGACCACCUAGCCUUAGUUGUAGCCGCUCAGGACCGUAACAAAAUGUCUCCACAGCACCUCGCUGUAGCGAUGGCACCACCAUUGAUGCUGCAUUCCCAACCAACGGCAGAGCUUGAGUAUCAACGUCCAAUACAUGUCCUACAAUGCCUACUCCAGAUUUGGCCUCCGCCAAAACGUUCAGUUCGACGCGGCGAGCCAGCAACCGGGCCGCGUGGAAACAGAGUCAGUGCGUCGCCAGUGGCCUCAGCCACCCUCCCCCAAGGCCGAGUUCCGCCCUCAGUCAGUCCAUAUCGGCAUCAAGCGGCAGCAUCAGCAGCAUCUCCGCCGCCAGCUCUCUCGGCUCGGCACGCGGCCGACCGCUCGCCGCCCGCACAUGUUCUCUCAUCAGUCAGGGCCGGCCAAUAUCGUCCGCAGUCGCCUCUGCGCGGCCCACUGCCCGCUCCUCCUCGCUCCCGGCAGGUGACGGUCACGUCUCCCGGUUCACCCAGUAGCAGCUCGGGCAGCCACAGCCCGGCCGACACGAUCAAGCACGGCGGCUCCGUGUCGUCGAUCCUGCGGCAGCCGGAGCGUGGGAGCUCGCCGCGCGUGUCGCCGCGCAACUCACCGCGCGCGUCACCGCGCGACUCGCCGCGCAGCACGCCGCGCGAGCCCACGCCGCGCGAGUCGCCGCGCUCCGCCAUCCCCGGCACGUCGGCGGGGCUGGCCGUGACGCUCAACUCGAGCGGCGCGCUCAGCCCGCGCUACAGCUCCACCAACCCGUUCCUGCAGCAGUACGACGCCGAGGAGGAGGCGGAGGCGUGGCGCGCCGCUGACAUAUUCUCCUCGACAUCCACGCACACAUAGUGCUCAUAGCGAAUUGAGAUUUUCUAGUCAAUUUUUUUAUUGAAUCGAAAGAGUGCUACGAUUCUGCUGUAUAUUAUGUUGUUUAGCGAGCGUGGUGCGCGUUCGUGAAAUGUUUGUUAUAUAUAGAGCGAGUUACGAUGUAUAUUAUUGUGAGAAUGUUUACCUACUGACGCGCGAGGCGUAUGCCUCGUCGGCCGCCGGCGCACCGAACCGUAGACGCUAUAGUGUUUAUCGUAUUGUAUUCUACAUUGUAUAUAAUUAAUACGUAUGAGUUGGUACGUACCAAUUUUGUACCUUUCGGGCGGGACCUCGGCGGACGGCCCGGAGCGCUACACACAUCAGCCCACAUAUCAGAGGCUCGCGUGCGCGGCCGACGCGCGGUCGCCGCGCGGCUCGUGCGUGUCGGCGGCGGACGCGUGCCAGUAGCUCGAGUAGGAAGAGUGUAUCAUAGAUCAGACGUGCGGACCGUCUUGAGACUGAGACCAUAUCAAGUAGCUCGUACAAGAAACACUCGAUGGACAUCCGUCGUAGAACGAGCGAUUACGUGACAAGUUGGCAACGUCUUGUAAUUGUAAACUGUUAUGAAAGUUUAAAAUAUUCCAAAUAUUCCUUGUUCAUUAAUAACUUAAUAAAUAUAUGUACGGUAAAUUAAACUUAUAUAGAUAUUAGCAAAGCAUUUUUACGAGUCGCUAAUUCUAUGAAGGAAUGGAUUUAUUUAUCAUAAAUGAGAUCGGUCGCAAUCUCAAGAUCGGAGGUAUUAUUUUCGAAUUUCAAAAAUAAUUUUGUUACAUUGUAUUAAAAUAAUAUUAUGGCUACAUUGAAAAGGUUUAGUAAGGAUAAGGCAAGAUUAAGAUUGAUUAUAAUGUACUCUUAAAUCAAAGUUAGAUGGAUAGGCAAAGUUUUUGGAAUAUUGGAUUUAUAGAGAAGACAAACAUAACUACAGUAAUCCAGUCACCAUACUUACGCUGGUACUAUUAAAAAUUAUGCUAAUAAUAAUUAUCUUACUAAUAAAUUAUACUCAAUUGAUUCUUAUCACUUACUUGAAAUUCGCAAAUAAUGUCUCAGUUCUUUUAACUAGCGUCUGCUAGGCAUAUAAGAGUGGUAGAAAUCGACCAAUGACAGCACUGAUGCAAUUUUUCACUGCCAUGAUUGGUCCAUUUUAUAUAGAGAAUAUUAUAUUAAUUACACUUAUUUAUAUGUCUUUCGGAGGCUGUUUGGUUACAAAUGGCUUUUGAGCAACACUUCAAGAGAAGUUUUGUUAUUACUGUUUAUUAUAAAAUAGCAUUGCACAAAGAACACGACUGAUAUGGGACACAACGUUUUUGAUACUUUACCGUUUUACCUGUUUCUCGUUUGUGAUAAUACUAGGACUUGUGUUGGAACCUCGCCUUUUAUAUAUACUGAAUGUUCGCUCAUGAAUUCUUAUUCUACUAUCACUAAUUUACAAAUGGGGCACGGCUGAAACACGCCUCUUGUGGUUAUUAUAUGUUAAACUAAUCUUAAACGUAUUUCUACUUAAUGAAAAAAAAAGUUGGACUUUAUUGUAUUGACAUGUUAAUAUGCUUAUAAUGUAUGAAAUUAAUUAAACUAAAUAUAUGGAAGAAAUGAAUUUAUUCGUAGUUAAUUAGAUCGUUGCGAUGUAUGCAACUGCAGUAGAUCGUGGUAGAGAAUUCAUGCACGGAUAAUUCUUAACUAUUCUGAAGGUUGAUGAUGACAAUAUGAUUUUAGAAAUGAAUUUAUAAAAAUCUAAUACAUUUUGAAAGGGAGAACUAUGUCGCCUUCAAGCUUGUAAUGCCAUGCGAAUAAAAUUGGUUAGAAAAAUUAAUGAAUCUAUUGUACCUACACUUGACACAUAUUAAAUUAAGGAAGAAUUUUCAUCAUAGUAAUUUUAUUCGUGUGGUGAGAGUGAAUAUAUCGGGUCGUAUUAUUGGAAAGUAUGAAAUAUAUUAUAAAUAUUACGCGCUGCCAUAGAGUUUGUAACGAUUAUUAAGCCCUUAUGAUAAAUACUUACAAAAAUCAUUGUAAACGUUUCUUCAAACAAAUCUUGAAGUUUUUAUGAUAUUUGUACAUCGCUUUUACAUAAAAUCAAAUUAGAAUUUAAUAUGGAAGCCUAUAAAAUAGGUAGGUAAUUUAUAAUUGAUAUUAUAUAGAGUGGCGUGGAUAGAGAAAUAUUGCAAAUUACUUCUAUAUUUCCUAUUGUUGUGUUAUAAUAUCAAUACUACUUUGAUGAUUUUAAAGUUCCAUAUCAUUUGACGAGAUUUUGAGUGACCUUCGUGAAUGCCUAUGUGAUGACUUGUCAUCAUCAAUAUCGUCUACAUUGUGAGAUAUCUAUUAAGGAAUAAUUAGGGCUUAUUAUUUGUGAGGUAAUAAGAAAUAAGCAGAUUUAUAAAAAGCAUAUGUUUAUGAGUUUAACAAAGUAUUUCUUAAAUCUCUUUCCGCCACUUUUGAUAAUAUUAAAGUUAGCAAUUUUAUAAUUAACAUAUUAAUGGUUAUUGAUAAUAAUGUUUACUGUAACAUAACGAUAAUUCAAUAGUACGAUCCGUACAUACAGUACAUAUAGGUGUAAAUAUGACUUGAAGUGUCGCUCGACAGUGAGUAGCCGGCCGCAAGCGGCAGUAGUGGCCAGAGGGAUGAUGGAAACUUUUGAGAAUGAACUACGUAAUAGCUGAAGUUUGUAGAUUUCGAUUGAUAUGACAUGCAUACGCUGCUUAAGUGUGUUUUGGUGAAGAAGCUAUGAAUGCCUUAGACCUACAAGAAGUAAUAGAACCUACUGUUACUUUUAAAUACGAGCCAGAAGCUGUAAAUUCUAUAUCUGGUAAAGUAGAAUUGUAUUACAAACAUUCAGCAUUACUUAAAAAUGCCUACAAGUUUAAAAUUUUCCAUCAUCUUUCCAGCUAUAGUGUGUAGUGACUACGGCGCACGGCUUCAGUUGGCUUCAACGCGGUGGUAAUCCUGAGAGAGAACAUUUUGUUAGCCGUAUUUAUGUAGAUAAAAUUAUAUGUUGUGAAUUUAUUAAAUAAAUCAACUAGUCAUGUUAAUGAGACACGUAGAUGUAACCUAAACACAAACUUUUGUGUUUGUUGACCUCAACCAGGGUAGAUUCUAUCGCACAAUUUUCAAAUAUUGUUAGAUGUUUGUUUAAAUUAGCGAUGCUACAAUGAUGUAGAAUUUCUAAUACCAAAAUUGAAAAUUCAUUGUUAGUGUAAUUUUUAAAAAUGUGUGGUGUGAGUAUGAUCCCCUGUGAAACACUAUUUGAUAAAGAAUAGUUUUAUGGAUUUAUAAAUAAAAAUUUAUGAAUAUAAUGUAUUUAAAUGUACAUUGUACAAGUUAUUAAAACUUUCAUUGAUUUAUUUAUGAAUAAAUUGAUAUAAAUAUAAGAUUUAAAGAAAUUUAAAAUUAAUUUUUAAACUUAAGCGUGUUUAGAUAUUAUAAAAUCGUUACUUUCAUAAAAUCUCAUUAACGUGAUUAGAACUUUAGCAAAUAUAGAUAUAUCGUUUAGGAUAGCACUAAAACGAAAAUUGAAGAUUUAGAUUCCUAUAAAAUUCAAAUCUUUACGCAAUAGUAUUGACAGAUGGUGCCAAAGCAUUCCUUCCUUUACCUUCAGUGUUCAUUUAGGUAAAACAUAAUUAAAUUUGCAUCGACGCUUUAAAAGGAGCUUUGAAUAAAUAUAUAACAUCACUUCUCACCUAUAGCAAUAACCGAUAUGAUAUAUGUAAAGAUGAUUCAGAUAGUGUAAAUAGUUUUGUUUUAUAGUUUGUGUCAUGAAUGUUUAUAUCGUAAAUGAAUGUUCAAUAUAGAGUAUUAUUGGCUGAAUUGUUUCCUUCUCAAGAUUGCCCCCGUGGUUUGUUUGCGUUGCGGGGCACUGGCCCUAAGAUAAUAUCAGUAUUUGGUAAAGUAGCGUUACUACGUGUACUUAACAUAACGAAUAAACGCCGCUCGCUGUACCGGGCGGCUGGAUCACAGACGAAAAUAAAUAAUACAACGUUA
Bicyclus anynana (squinting bush brown) is the source of this 8069-nucleotide messenger RNA. RefSeq names its product rho GTPase-activating protein 100F (gene RhoGAP100F). The coding region runs from base 84 to 4082 and encodes 1332 amino acids. The transcript has 22 exons. Gene Ontology annotation, molecular function: protein binding. Lineage: Eukaryota; Metazoa; Arthropoda; Insecta; Lepidoptera; Nymphalidae. The record is from RefSeq and is a predicted model, not a curated record. Gene Ontology annotation, biological process: signal transduction.